ACACCCCUCUUCACCGCUUUCUAGCACCUGCAAGCUCAAUCCACAUCAGUCAGCGCCGCCAGUCGUACCAAGAACACGGUCAUCCAAGCCAGCGGAUAGUUCUAAUUUAGCGGUCGUCGAAAGUUUCCAUGAACUUAAAAGCCCGUGGAGACAAGCGUAAACGUACAUGGUGCGAUGUUAUGAUAUGAUUAAGUGGUAGAUAACAGGCCGAUGGACGAUAGAGUGGAAGGUGAUAGGCCGGUGGGGUCUCGAGUCCAGACCGCGGUUCAAAGUGGUGCUGAGGGACGCAUCGAGGGGGCGCUACCGAAUGGUAGGGAGGCGCAGGGCGUAGUCGAGGGGCGGAGAUUAGCGGACGGGGAAGUGGUUGCGGAACAGAGCCGGCGAGGUACAGUGGCGGAGGGUUUGGCGGAGCGGAUCCGCGAGCUGGUGGAUGCGGCGGACAUGAGCGCAGCGAGGGAGGCGCAGGGGGAGAGUCUAGGCGCACUGCAGGACACAGCAGCCAUCCUGGCGCACUUCAACGCCUUCUCGCUCAAGGCGCUGGCCUCUGAGGGCCCCGCCAUGCGCGUCCACACUGCCACACUGCAUGCGCUGCAGACUGACCUCCUAAAAACGUUCAGAAAGAUCAGGGAAAUGAAGGAGAAGCUGAAAAAGGCGUUCCCAAAUGCUUUUGAGGAAGCUAGUCUGAUCGUUUCAGAGUCAGGCUUGCAUGUGGAUGAGGACGACUGAAGGGAAGCUCUGAGGGGACCUACAUCUCUGCAGUGUAAAUAGAUAAAGCGAGUCAAGUGUCUAUUGUCUAGUAUACAAACGUACUGUCGGCUUGUAUGUGGCAGCACCAUUCUCCACACAACCCUAGACCUAUAAAUAAAUAGCUGGUGG
Closterium sp. NIES-67 is the source of this 876-nucleotide messenger RNA. The record is from the annotation of a GenBank genome assembly. Lineage: Eukaryota; Viridiplantae; Streptophyta; Zygnematophyceae; Desmidiales; Closteriaceae.